UUUUCCAUCCAGUUAAUGACUCUGUGUUUAAUGCCAACAGCUGCAGAUGGAGAGGAGUCAACUACAGCAGGAGCUUGUCAACCGAACCCAUGUCAUAAUGGAGGGAUAUGUGAAGUGAGCGACAGUUAUCGUGGCGACACGUUUGUGGGCUACAUCUGCAGGUGUCCUGAUGGAUUCAGCGGAAUUCAUUGUCAACAUAAUAUAAAUGAAUGCGAGUUUGACCCCUGUAGAAAUGGUGGGAUAUGCACUGACCUCAUUGCAAACUAUUCCUGUGAAUGUCCAGGAGAAUUCAUGGGCAGAAAUUGCCAGCACAAGUGUUCAGGACCCCUCGGGAUGGAGGGAGGGAUUAUAUCCAAUCAACAAAUUUCAGCCUCGUCGACACACCGUGCCCUGUUUGGGCUGCAGAAAUGGUACCCAUACUAUGCCAGACUGAACAAAAAAGGCCUUGUAAAUGCAUGGACUGCAGCAGAAAAUGACAGAUGGCCCUGGAUUCAGAUUAACCUGCAACGCACAAUGAGAAUCACAGGAUUGAUUAGUCAGGGGGCUAAGAGACUUGGCAGCCCCGAAUAUGUAAAAUCGUACAAGAUUGCUUACAGUGGUGAUGGCAAAACCUGGACUACUUACAAAGUAAAAGGCUCCUAUGAAGAUAUGGUUUUCCGUGGAAAUGUCGACAACAACACCCCACACGUAAAUUCAUUUAAUCCUCCUGUCAAGGCGCAGUUCAUACGACUAUAUCCCCAGGUGUGCAGGAGACAUUGUACGCUGAGGAUGGAGCUGCUUGGCUGUGAGAUGUCAGGCUGUUCAGAACCUCUGGGGAUGAAAUCAGGACAUAUCCAGGAUUACCAGAUUACCGCUUCCAACACCUUUAGGACCUUAAACAUGGACAUGUUUACAUGGGAAUCCUCGAAAGCUCGCCUGGAUAAACAGGGAAAGAUUAAUGCUUGGACAUCAGGGCGCAGUGAUCAAUCACAGUGGUUGCAGAUUGAUCUACUUAUUCCUACAAAAGUGACCGGUGUAAUCACCCAAGGCGCUAAAGAUUUUGGUCACAUACAGUUUGUCGGCUCGUACAAGGUGGCCUACAGCAACGAUGGAAAGAAAUGGUUCGUUUAUAAAGAUGACAAACAACAAAAGGAUAAGGUUUUCCAAGGUAAUUUUGACAAUGAUACACACAGGAAAAAUGUAAUAGAUCCUCCAAUCCACGCACAAUAUAUUAGAAUCUUGCCCUGGUCGUGGUAUGGCCGAAUCACUCUGCGGACGGAGUUACUGGGAUGCACGGAAGAGUGACAAUGAAUGGUGGUUACUGACAAGAACGUUAUCACUGUCCUACUAUUACUCAACAAAAACUGCACAAACCUGUAAGAUAUUGAAGGGUUUUCAUGAACAAGUGUUCAGUUUGUGAUAGGCAUGAAUGAAGUUAGGUGGUCUCAGCCUGCCCUUAGUCAGACUUUCAUACGAUGAUUUUUCUUCCUUAGAAGUUUAUUUUCUUGUGUUUUGUUAAUUUGUACAUAAUGAAAUAAAUUUGUGUAAUUAAAAACUUUUGCCCAUCCCCCCCCCCCCCCCCCCUUUUCUCUUAAAAACUAAUAUUUCUAAUAUUCUUCCAGGUACCAGUAUUGUAUCUUAUUUAUUGUAAACUUUUUAAAGUGUCUAUUUUUUUCUCUCUCUUUGGCUCCUAAGAAUGAAAUGUCUUGUUUCGGUUUCACUUUGUCAUUACAGUCAGGCAUUAAAGCAAUUGAGCACGGAUAAAGCUUUCAUUCAACAAAAUGUUCCUGUCUUACAUUUGUUAUCAGACACUGAAGAUUUCUUUUAAGUUGUCUUUUUCCCCCUGGAUGCUUUAUAAUAUACUCACAUACCUUCAUACUUAAAAACAGUAAUGUGUGAUUCUAUAUAUGGGGCUUAUGCUUAAUAUGCUGAAAAAGGAACCCAGAAUGGCAUAUUAGGUUACUGCAAUAUAUCAAAAUAAUUCGGCAAUAAAAUUUAUGAUCCCAGAAUACACAAGAAAAUAAAUAAAUCCCUGAACAUGAACAUAUAAUAUAAUUAAUAAGUUCAUAUGUGUACACACAUCAGUCUUUUCUUGGAGCACAUUCAAUGAUUCCACAUGUUUUCAUUUUUGUACAGCAUGUUUUCAUUUCCAACCUAAGUUAUUCUGCUGCUAAUUUUAUUUUUUAAAUAAAAAAGACAUGCUAUCAUGGCACAGAAAUAGGAGGAGAAAGGAAUGCUCUUGUGAUUAUUACGAAAUGUGGAUUUGUUUUAGACACAAGCCGUUUGCUCUGUUCUGAUCCAUGUAGUUUUCUUCUGAUUCAGAUGAAUGUGAAGUGACCUCUGUAUAUCAAUGAAUACAUAAUAUGAUGCCAUUGUAAGUCACGCAUUUCAAGUCGUCCCUUUGUUUUGUGACUUGAUGUACACAGGUGGUUUUGUCAAUUUUGCCUCAGUGCUUAUAUUCUCAACACAGCAAAGGUCAUGCAAGAUUCAAAGCCAUGUAAUUUAACAGUGAUAAACAGUCACUGUCAGAAUUGACCUACCCAUGGUUCAAAUCCACCACUGCCUCAUCAAAGAUAAUCCCUGCUUUCACAUAUUAACGUCCUCUUGUUUAAAGCACUUUUAUUUCUCACUAAGACUCAAUGCCACUACCAAAUUCACUGAAGCCCAGCGUGUACUGAGGCUAAUAGAUGGUAUUGCAUAUUGAAAGAUGAAAUUAUAAUCCAUUUUCUCUGAGAUCCAUCAACCAUUCACGACAUAUGUCUUUAUACUGUGUGGGCAAUAUUAAUAACAUCACUGACCAUUUUCAAUGUGCAUUAUUCUGUUGUAAGCUGAUGUAACCCAUGUUAGCUCUGUUAGUUGUUGCCUCUGUCUAUGAAGAAAGGUUUUCACAUGUGGUGCUGUCUUUUAUUGCUUCCAUACUGUAUGCGCACGGAACUGUAACUAAGCUUGCAAAAAUAUCAGAUUGGAAGUGUCACCCAGUGUAAUUCCCCCCCCCCCCCCCCCCCCCCUUUUAAUGUCCUGCAACAAUAGUAUUUCCUGGAUAAAGUGGGGAAGCUCCAAAGUUUGAAUAACAGUGAGAGUCAGUAGUCAGCAAACUGAACCGUCAACUUUCGGCCCUAAUGCACGGUGAUUCUUUUUAUCUUUGAUUGGAAAAUGAAGAGUUUUUGACCUGUGUUGUGACGUACCCAUGUAUAUGUUUUUGGCUGGUCAUUACUAAGCCACGUCAGUAUGAAAAUUUUACACAGGUUUGUCAAUCCUAUUAUUUCCAUAAUUUAGAGGGGAAAGUUUCAUUUCCACUGCCAUAAAUCUGGUAAGGAUACCAAUUCUUGGAUUUAACCAGAGCAGCUUUACAAAUCAAUUAAUUUUUACACGAGCUAGUACAAAUUACUUUGGUUCUUUUCUACUUUUAUGAGUCCCUCAAGAAUUGUCGAGUCCUUUUUAUUGUGCCUCCAAAGGCAAUAUGUUUUCUUAAUGUUGAAAAUGAUUUGUAUCCAAUAACUGAGUUCCAACAGAUCAAAUUCAGUGGGGAUAAUUGAUGUCUGUUCUUUAGAAUUACUUAGGAUGCUGCAUGACAGAUACAUUUGUGAACCUGUUUUCAAUGCUUUUAUGGUAAUCUAGAAUAAUUCCACAAAAUACCCAACACCAAAAUCAAUUUGGAUUCAGCAACUCAAGUACCAAGAUGUAGUCUGGCAUUUUUAAAGCUACAUAUAUACUCAUUUGUUAUGUUGAGAAGGAAGAAGUUAACAUGAUCUAAUUUCAUUGGGGAAGUUGCAUCUUCCCAAAAGGAAAGUGAACUGGAUUUAGGUUCAAGGCAGUUGUUUUUCCAGUGAUGUAACACUUUUACAAUUGGCUCUGUGACGGACAACAGAAGGCGUGUUGUAACAUUUUGGAGCUAUGAAGAAAAGAAUUGAGAAACUAAUCUUACUGCAAGCUAUUCAAAUCAUUAGACUGUUAGCAUGUCUGUGACUGUGCAGAAUUCCUAACCCUUGUAUGCACUGAGUGACUUAAGAAUGUAUUGGUUUGUGUAUGGAAUUAAAGGGAAAGUCAACCAUUACAAAAACGUUGGAAAUACAUCCCCACCCAGUAGUGUUAAAACGCACAAUGUUAACACAUUAGCACAUUGUUUUCUGCUUCUGAAACUCAUCCCAUUGAAGUCAAUGUUAUUAAUUACUUGAAGGGACCAUUUUCACAAUGUAAAAUGUAGUUUAAUGUUACAUUGCAACUCUUCUCAAUUGAUAUUUUUGGCCAAUUAAUGUAAGUGAUACAAUGCUCAUAUUAACUCGGGAUUACAUUUUGCUUCAAGCAUGUUGAUGCCUUUUGAAGAUGCUUUUUAGUGCUACCGGCCUUUUGGUUAAGUAACAGCCAUUUUCAAUGAAGUCAAAAUUUCCCCCAAAAUAAAUCUAUUGAGUGGUAAUUAAUUAAUUGCACAGUGCACUUAAUUACUGAGUCAUUUACAUCACUCAAUUACAUCUUAUCUGCCAUCUGGAUCCAGGGCAGUCUUAUUCUCACUGCCUUUCAGCAAACCUCAAAGUUAUAUCCCCAGCUUGUUUAUUUUUGUUUUACAGGCAUUAUGGACAUUAUUAUGCCGCUCCAUGUGGGAAAUAGUCUGCUGAAACCAUAUGCAAGGCUAUGUGCUUCAGCAACUGACACACAGUGAGGUCAGCCCAUAUAGGUUCAUACAAGGCUGCAAAUGGCUGUUCAAAAGUGAUGCUUCUGCAUAUCCACAUCCACUUUACCCUGGUACCACCACUUUAAAGGACCACGGGUGGAAACAUCAAAGCAGACACGAAGGAAAGGAACACCGUUUGCGAUAAUUGAGAGAAUCCAAUUUCUUCAACACAUUAUUCAUCAGAAACAGGCCCCUGGUUAUACGUCAACAAAGAUAUGAGAAAUGUAUCAAGUGCUAGCUAUCCUUUACAUAGAUUGUUUGGAUGCUGGGCUUUAACGAAGAAUAUUCUUUCUAAUAACGCUUGGAAAGGAGCAAGAAGAGAUUUUAAAAGGGUGGCACAUUACAAAAUGCACAACUAUCUGCAUUACUGUCACCUCAAGAGUAUUUUAUCUGAAUAGAAGGAAACGAGUAUAUUCCAAAUCCAACAUGAAAAUGCAGAAAUGAAACAGCUGAUAGAAUCUAACGUCUCGGGCCACUUGGUCCAUUGUGGCUGUACCACGCUUAGAAAGAACAUCCUAAUUAGGAAGAAGGGUUUUGGCUUGUAAAAUUGCCUAUUUCCUUCGCUCCAUAGAUGCUGCUGAGUUUCUCCAGCAUUUUUGUGUACAUUCUAAUUAGCAUCACUCUUGUCAUGUUUCAGAACCAAGAGUAUGUUUUUCCUUUUCGAAUAUACAUCCCGACUCCCUUAACAAAAUAACAGGUAAUUUAUUGCACAUCAUAUCGACUCAUUGCAUAAAUAACGAUACAUCUCUUGUUCCAUUCAGAAAUAUUUGGCCAUAAUGGGUUGAGGAGCCUGCUGCUUGCCCACUAAUUUCCCUUUAAAUCUCUGCCCUCUGAUGUUUGACUCACUGGCCGGUGGAAUUAGUUUACUCUUCCCAAAUGUCUCAGAAUUUUUUCCUUUUGUCAGAUUAUAGUAUGAUUAUAAAUCAAAUCUUGGGAAGAACUACAGGCUUGGUAGUUCAGGGCACAACUCUUUUCAUAGGUUCAUAAGUUGUAGGAACAUAAUUAGGCCAUUCGGCCCAUCAAGUCUACUCCACCAUUCAAUCAUGGCUGAUCUAUCUCUCCCUCCUAAUCCCAUUCUGCCAUCCUCAUAACCCAUGACACCCAUACUAAUCAAGAAUCUAUCCAUCUCUGCCUUAAAAAUAUCCAUCGACUUGGCCUCCACAGCCUUCUGUGGCAAUGAAUUCCACAGAUUCACCACCGUCUGACUAAAGAAAUUCCUCCUCAUCUCCUUCCUAAAGAAAUAGCCUUUUAUUCUUAGGCUGUGACCUCUGGUCCUAGACUCUCCCACUGGUGGAAACAUCCCCUUCACAUCAAGAAAUAAUUAAGAUGCUUAAAAUUAAGGAAUAAUUAGACAAGUUCUGCUACUGAAGGAAAUUUAGGGUUAUACUUUUCUGAUGAGCAUGAUUCAUUUAAAAUUGUGAUUUUGGUGGAAACCUCAGUAACAUUUAGGCCAUUUAUCACAGGCUUCCAUUAAUCUCGCUGGAUCAUUGGCAGAACUCUGAUGAAAAUCACUGACAGCAUGCUAGCACGGAGCCGUUCGGUGAAAUGCAUGUAUCUGCAAUCAAACCUCUUGAACUAAAAAUCCCCAAAAAAACUCAGAUACUGGAAGCCUGAAAUACAGUAGGAAUUGCUUGUAGCACUCAGCAGGUUAGGAAGUUAGGAGAGAGAAACAUAAGUGAUGGUGUCAUGUCGAAGAACUUUAAUCUUUUCCUGAAAAUGGAGAAAAAGCAGUUUUGCAAAGCACUUUGCAGACUCUAGAAAGAAUAUAUGCACAUGCAGAUUAAAAAAUCUCUUGUGAAUUGUUUCAGGAUAUCUAUCGGGUUCCCCCACCGUGGUUAUGCAAUACCUUGAAGUUAUUGCCAACCUGAAUAAGUAAUUUGGGCAAAAUAUCCAGAUUUAUUAGUGUACUCCGAUUCAUUCCUUGGGAAAUACUGACACAUGUUUAAAUUUGACUCGGUUAAGACAAAUCCCAUUAGCAGGUUGACUUUCCCUUUGAGGGCAAUGCAGUAAGAUCUGAAGUAAGAUUUCAACUUCAAAGAGUUGAUGGGCUUGUUUUAUUAUUGUCUAAAGCGACAAUUAUAUCUGAGAAAUGUGGCUUAAGAUCGGUCAGUAAUUUAAAAUGCAUAAAUGAUGUAAUGGGGAUGAAAUAACCACUGCUACCUUAGCAACUGUGUAUUAAUACUCUUGUUUUUGUAUUAGACUCCAAAUCUGAUGGUUAAUGCAAAAUCAGUACAAGCUUGUAUGUUCUUCAGAUUAACAAUAAAACUUUGAAACAUCCA
This is a messenger RNA of Leucoraja erinaceus (little skate), 6927 nucleotides long. Its product is annotated as EGF-like repeat and discoidin I-like domain-containing protein 3. The record is from RefSeq and is a predicted model, not a curated record. The coding region runs from base 16 to 1284 and encodes 422 amino acids. Gene Ontology annotation, molecular function: calcium ion binding. The transcript has 9 exons. NCBI's taxonomy places the organism in Eukaryota, Metazoa, Chordata, Chondrichthyes, Rajiformes, Rajidae.